Molecule: messenger RNA, 1862 nt
Organism: Mya arenaria
Lineage: Eukaryota; Metazoa; Mollusca; Bivalvia; Myida; Myidae
Exons: 3
Coding region: 32-1459 (475 amino acids)
Source: RefSeq, a predicted model, not a curated record
UUUGUGUUUUGACUUAUUUGUGAACAUUAACAUGACGGUGUCUUCGUCAUCUAAGGUGGCCCUACACCUGUAUCUAAACAACCCGACUGGCCUCCUAAGUGCGCUCGUCCCCAACUAUACAGUGAACCAAACCAAGCCCAUGGGUACAGAUUCCAUCCAUAACAGACCUAUGGUUCCACAUCCCAGCCCCGGGAACCAAGUGACCAAUACCAGUGGUGCUGAUGUGGGCAGUCAUGAGCGUCGUAAAAUUGAGAAAGUGAAAGAGAAUGAGGCUCAAUGUCAAUGUCUUAAAAAGUCCUUUAAGCAAAAGUUUGAUGAAGAUAUGACUGCAAUGAUGUCUGCAAAUGACCAAAAUAAAAAAUAUUCCAGUGGAAAUUGGCUGAAACAUGACGCAUCUGGAAGUAAUAACACUCAUAUACCGGCAGAAUUUGGUACGGCAACGAAAUCGAGCGCUUCCGAAGUGGGAUACAGUAGUCAUAGCCCCGUGUUUUAUAACAAGUCCCCACGUGCGCCUGGCGGCCCCUGCAACAGUCAUAGUGUCCCCGCUCUGGGGUUCACGUGGUCCCUAAACACGGAGCGGCCGGGUCACACCUCCCCACAACGGAAGCCGCCGCCGAACGCCCUCCUGGAAAAGCUUGGUCGCCUAAAACUAGAUGAUCCAAUCGGCGUCGUGAAACUGAAGCGGAGAAAGGUCCACCCGGCCUUCUACAACAUCAACAAAAUGAGACUGAAGUAUAAGGAUUCGCAGCGACGUUCAAAUGAGCGUCUCCAUGAAUGGCUAGACGAGUACACGGUGGUGAGCGAGCGGCAGCAGGCGUAUUUGGCGCGCAUCGACCAGCUGCGACGGGGGCUGCAGCAGAGGGACGACCAGCACGUCAUAGAUACUGUGGAGCGCAUGCGGCGGGGGCCGCCAUACAAACACCGCCGCAAGUUCCCGUUAUACUCGCUUACUCGCCUCGAAGAAAGCACCGGAAGCCAGGGUCCGUCACCGUUCCCAAGCCGCCCAUCCGGACAGCCGAUUGAAAACGGCAAUAUAUCGGAGGGAGCAACAAAGGCGGCCCCCACUAUGAUUAAAAUCGGGCCGCGAACGCACCCGAGGAAGUUGGCGCCGAUUGUUAAACGUGUAAAAACUAACAAAUAUGAUAAAACGUUAGUAGUUGAGAAUGUAGAUGGGCGUGAGGAGGCGCAUGUGCAUGAAGACACGCCGCGGCCAGAGAUGGCGAAAAUGAAAACUGAAUAUGAACCUUUUGAAUCGAUCGCUAAGAGAAAUAGACUUAAUUUGACUUCAUAUCUAAACUCAUCACUUAGCCACCGCCGCCAACACAAGCGACGUCCGGUGAACAUGUCCACGGUUACUGUCAUAGAUGAAAGAUCAGAACUGGAGGAAAGCAGUAACAUCAGUCCGGACAUUUCUUCCAAGAAAAUAGUGCCGCUUGUAAAAGGCGGAAAACAAAGAUAGAGGAAUAAAAAUGUACUCGGCAAAAGUCAUGCGACAACGCGUUCAAACACAUCGAUAUUUCAAAACAAAUAUUUAUAAGUCAUAAGUGUAAGUCGUUUUAAAAAAAAUGCAAAACGUACCCUGAAUAUUCAUUAUUGCAUCACAGCAUCCAAACAUGCUUGGUAUGGGUAAGUGUCUAACAUUUACUAACUUUACGCUUUUUUAAUAUAAACACAGCCUAGCCAAAUUUCAAGAGUUUACCAAAACUGUGAUAACAUUUUAUUUGACAUAUAUGUGAUCAUCUUAAUAUUAAACAGAACCGCCAAAUCAGAAAUAUUUCAGUCAUUUAUGUGACGUUGGUAUGAUGUAUGCAACGUUUGUUCAGUAAUAGCGUGGAAAAACAACAAUAUAUUUUAAAAUACUA